AUGUUUUGCGAUUUAAACGUGCCAUGGCCAGUGCAGGCACAGAGCUCCGCACCAUCCAUGUCAAAAAAAGCAAAAAAACUUGCACAGAAAGCCGCGACGUCCGAGGACAUCGUGGACGAACAACAAAAUGCGCUGGACGCAUUGUCACCGUCCGAAAAGAAACGGAUCAGCGAGAUAACGUAUGAGCUCAUGGAAAUGGGCUAUACUACCGUCGCAUACAACUAUAUUGUUCACACAAAGUAUGACCCAGCGAUUCAGAAGAACCCAUUCUCUGGCACACCUCCUUUUCCUAAACUUGACCCACGAACACGAAAGUCAUACGGGGUUGAAUCAUAUCGCGAGGGAAUCAAACAGCUGACGCGCUUGACUGUUGUGCUUGAUAAUGACCAAGCCAUUAAGUCUGGCUCUGGGUUCGUCAGUGCAAAUGCUCUUGCGCUUCAGCGAUACGACCUUCUUUCCGUAACUCCGACCACCGAGAUGGCUUUCCAACAUGCUUGCAUUACGCUCAGUGAACUGAAACCGUUUAGUGUGGACAUAAUCUCACUUGAUUUGGCAGUUGCCCCUCGAUUGCCGUUCCAUCUGAAAAGAAGCACCGUAGGUGCCGCACUCUCUAACGGCGUUGUGUUUGAAAUCACAUAUGGAGCGGCCAUCGACGCAAAAAGCUCAAGUUUGUCUUCCAAGUCAACAUCAGAGAUGUCUGAUCUAUCUGAUGCUCGACGUAAUCUCUUCAGCGGUGCGCGUGAAAUACUCCGCGUGACGAAUGGAAAAGGUGUCAUCUUGUCAAGCCAAGCUAUGGAUGCGAUGGGAUUACGUGCACCCUAUGAUGUAAUGAACCUGUACGUGAGAAGAACAACUUGA
This is a messenger RNA of Malassezia globosa CBS 7966, 858 nucleotides long. RefSeq lists its product as uncharacterized. The record is from RefSeq and is a predicted model, not a curated record. Gene Ontology annotation, biological process: tRNA processing. Gene Ontology annotation, cellular component: nucleolar ribonuclease P complex. The transcript is spliced from 2 exons. Gene Ontology annotation, molecular function: RNA binding. NCBI's taxonomy places the organism in Eukaryota, Fungi, Basidiomycota, Malasseziomycetes, Malasseziales, Malasseziaceae. The coding region runs from base 1 to 858 and encodes 285 amino acids.